UGUUAGCCUGCUUCUCGUCUUCUCUGAAAAUUAGGGUUAAGUAGCGAAUCACGAUCCGAUCUCAUCUUCUCCGCUCUCUCUGUGUGUUGUAGAAGAAGAUGUCAGAAGAGGUUGAGUACCGCUGCUUCAUUGGUGGCCUUGCGUGGUCAACUUCUGAUCGUGGUCUCAGAGAUGCCUUUGAGAAGUAUGGUCACCUCCUUGAAGCCAAGGUGGUACUUGACAAGUUCUCUGGGCGUUCUCGUGGUUUUGGGUUCAUUACUUUUGAUGAGAAGAAAGCUAUGGACGAAGCUAUUGCUGCGAUGAAUGGGAUGGAUUUGGAUGGGCGAACUAUAACUGUUGAUAAAGCUCAGCCACUUCAGGGUGGGUCAGGCAGGGAUCGGGAUCAUGAUGGUGACCGCAGCCGUGACCGUGAUCGUGGGUAUGACCGUGACCGUAGCCGUCCCUCUGGUGGGCGAGGUUCAGGAGGUGGAGAUUGCUUUAAAUGUGGCAAGCCUGGACAUUUUGCUAGGGAGUGUCCUGAUGAGUCCGGUAGAGGUGGUGGGGGAAGGUACAGCUCCAGGGAUGAUAGGUACAGUGGUAAAGAUGACAGGUACGGUGCUAAGGAUGAUAGGUACAGCUCAAAGGAUGACAGGUAUGGUGCUAAGGAAGAUAGGUAUGGUAGGGAUGGUGGAAGAGAUGGCGGUAGGGAUCGCUAUGGACCUGAUCGCAAUGGCGAUCGCUCUGGAGGACGUAGCAGGGAUGGUGGGAGCCGUGGAGGUCCAGGAGGGGAGAGGCACAGUCGUGCUCCAUACGAGCGCCCCAGAGCUGGAGGCUUUCACUAAAUUUCUUCCAAAUGUGAAAGAAGUGGAAGGUUUCUGCUUUCGGCUCUCAAGUGGGAAGUUAAAGUUACGCUGGAUGGUCUAUGGUUCGUCAAUGGAUUUGUUGGAUAGCUCAAGAAAGAAGAUGUGUCUCUGUUUUGGUCCUCGACUAUGUUCUUAAAAGUGCUCUCCUUUUGAUAUGUUGGUCCGUAUGGAAACCUUGUGCUUGGUUGAUUUGAGACAAUUUGAGAUGUGCUACUUUAUGCUUAUCGUAAUGAACGACAAAAUUUGCAAAAAGCGUCAGGAUCAUUGAUACUUGGGUUUACCCACCGGUCUAUAGAACUUGUGAUGGAAUUGGGAAAUAUACACGUUACUGAUACUUUGGCUAGUGGAACUCAAAACACAUCCCUUCAUGAGCAACCAAUGUCUCUGUCACUUUUCAGGGGAAAAAGAGAAAGAUCCCUGUGCAAGCAAUUAUAGAUAGUUUCAUGUAGUUCCUGGUCGUUGGUGGCUCGUCUAGUUUAUGGGACAUCUAUCUAUUUGUUGUGGGCUCUCUACUCCUCUUCGUGACCUCUAUAGGCAUAAUCGUUGCCGGCUCGUCUAGUUUAUGGGGAUCUCUCUAAUUCUGUGGGUUCUCCACUUCUCUUUGUGUCUCCAAUAGAGCCAUGAUCGUUGGUCGCUCGUAUAGUAGUAUAUGGACAACCUAUCUAUUCGUUGUGGGUUCUCUACUCUUCGUGCCUCUGCGUCCAGUCCGCUUCUCGUCUCUUUGCUCGUGGCCUCCCCCUUAAUUAUUUAUUUGGCACAUACUUUUACUUGUCUAUAUAGAUGCUUUGAUUCCACUUUAAUAAUCUGUAAUGUAGAUGCUAUUGUGAUUCAACCAUUUUAACAUAAACAAAGACCUAGUAGUCCACAUGAGUUCUGCCAGGACUAGCGUAGUAAACAUUGACUAUACUAUUUUAUAUCAAUAGAAUAGUACACUUGCUCUCCCUCU
This is a messenger RNA of Eruca vesicaria subsp. sativa (arugula), 1788 nucleotides long. The record is from the annotation of a GenBank genome assembly. Lineage: Eukaryota; Viridiplantae; Streptophyta; Magnoliopsida; Brassicales; Brassicaceae.